Molecule: messenger RNA, 1265 nt
Organism: Scophthalmus maximus (turbot)
Lineage: Eukaryota; Metazoa; Chordata; Actinopteri; Pleuronectiformes; Scophthalmidae
Gene: hagh
Product: hydroxyacylglutathione hydrolase
Biological process (GO): glutathione metabolic process
Cellular component (GO): mitochondrion
Molecular function (GO): hydroxyacylglutathione hydrolase activity
Source: RefSeq, a predicted model, not a curated record
GGGGCGUCGGCGCAGAAGAGCGGCGAAGGCGGAACUGAGUCAAGAACCAAACUUUUCUGGUUUGUCCGAAUGUGAUCCGGCUGCUAACACUGUUAUGUUAUUCAAGUCCUUGGCACGGGGUGCCUGCACUCUGAUAGGAGCUGCCACCGCUUUCAAACUAGCACCUGUGGACGUCCGGGCCCAGGCGGCUGCUCUGCUCCACGGCGCGGUGAGGAAGUCGUCCGUGGUGGAACAAGCAAACAUGAGGGUGGAACUCCUCCCGGCUCUCAGCGACAACUACAUGUACCUGCUGAUCGACGUGGACACCAGGGAGGCGGCUGUCGUUGACCCCGUGGAGCCGAUAAAGGUUGUGGAGGCUGUUCGAAAACAUGGCGUGAAACUCACAACAAUUCUGACCACUCAUCACCACUGGGAUCAUGCCAGUGGAAAUGAGAAGAUGGUGAAGCUAUUUCCAGGGCUGAAGGUCUACGGAGGAGAUGACCGAGUGGAUGCUAUUACAAAGAAAGUUUCUCACUCCCACAGUUUCAAACUUGGAUCACUCGGCGUUAAAUGCCUGUUUACACCGUGUCACACAACUGGUCACAUCUGCUACUAUGUGACCAAGGAAAACAGCAGCGAGCCAUCAGCUGUUUUCACAGGGGACACGCUGUUUGUGGCUGGCUGUGGUAAAUUCUUCGAGGGUACAGCAGAGCAGAUGUACAAAGCGUUGAUAGGAAUUCUGGGAAGCCUGCCUCCUGAAACACGCGUUUACUGCGGUCAUGAGUACACCGUAAGCAAUCUGAAAUUUGCGCGUCAUGUGGAACCAGACAAUGAAGUCAUUCAGAAGAAGCUGGAAUGGGCAAAGGAGAAAUGCAGCAAUGGAGAAGCCACUGUUCCUUCCACUUUGGCCGAGGAAUUCACCUUUAACCCCUUCAUGCGCGUAAAGGAGGAAGGAGUGCAGAAGUUCACAGGUGAGACCGACCCCAUAGAGGUGCUGAGGGUCCUGCGAAGGGAGAAGGACAAAUUUAAGAAGGCCAAGGAGAGACUUCCUCCCCGCAUGCUGGGUCUGGAGUGGGGGCUUUUCAGACCCUGAGAUCCAGUUUCAGAGCUUGGAACAAGGGACAGAUUUUCUCAACUAUCAAGGAGGAAAAGUUUGAAAGACUAAGGCAAGACACACCACUGUCGACUGUAGUGUUUGUUGCCUUUAGCCUGGAUUUUUUUCAGUAAAAACUGCUGGUUGGCAUGUGUAGUGUUGUAGACAUUAUUAAACCAUUCCUGCACAGAAA